CAACCCGCCAUUUUGAAAACCUUGUUGAUUCCGGGGGAGAGAGGCGAGAGAGUGGCUGUUCGGUGGGACGGUGUUUGUGCGUGUCGCUCUCUCUCUCUCUGUGUGUGUCUUGCCGCCCUGCCCCCUUCCCUUGCCCUCCCCCCUUGUCCUCCUCCUCCGGUAACUGUCGCCUCCAGCUGCUGUUGGUGCCGCGCCCGAGGAAGGAGCCAGAAGCCGGGGCUCGAGCUGAGCUGAGAACCAUACACCAUGUCUUCUGUUGUUUCCUCAAAAGAAGAUACAAUGUCAUCUGAAAAAGCAGAUGAGAAACAACCUGAAACUGAAAACAAAGCUGAGGAAAGUGAUGAAGAUGAAGAAGAGGAAGAAGAGGAGGAAGAAGAAAAGGAGAAGAGUCUCAUUGUUGAAGGAAAAAGGGAGAAAAAGAAGGUAGACCGACUGACCAUGCAAGUAUCCUCAUUGCAAAAGGAACCUUUUACAAUUACACCAGGAAAAGGACAAAAACUCUGUGAAAUUGAAAGGAUACAAUUCUUUCUGAGUAAAAAGAAGACAGAUGAACUUAGGAACCUGCACAAACUCCUCUACAACAGGCCAGGCACUGUUGCUUCCCUCAAGAAGAAUGUGGGUCAGUUCAGCGGGUUCCCAUUUGAAAAAGGAAGUGACCAAUACAAAAAGAAGGAAGAAAUGUUAAAAAAAUUCAGAAAUGCAAUGUUGAAAAGUAUCUGUGAAGUUCUCGACUUGGAAAGAUCAGGAGUCAAUAGUGAGCUGGUAACCAGAAUCUUAAACUUCUUAAUGCACCCAAAAUCUUCAGGCAAGCCACUGCCAAAGUCCAAAAAAACACCAAGCAAAGGUGGCAAAAAAGAACGCAGUAGCACUGGAACAACAAGAAAAGCAAAACGCACCAAGUGCCCAGAGAUCUUGUCAGAUGAAUCCAGUAGUGAAGAAGAUGAAAAGAAGGAAAAGGAUGAUUCUUCAGAAGAAAAAGAAAGUGAAGAUGAGCCUCCUAGAAAAGCAUCUAAAAGAGAAAAAUCUAAAAAGACAGCUUCCAAAACCAAGAAAGCUGUGAAGGGUGCAAAUGUCAAGAAGGCAGACAGCAGCACUACCAAAAAAAAUCAAAACAGUUCUAGAAAAGAAAGUGAGUCUGAGGAUAGUUCAGAUGAUGAACCUCUAAUUAAAAAGCUGAAGAAACCACCCACAGAUGAAGAACUUAAGGAAACCGUCAAGAAAUUGUUGGCCAAUGCGAACUUGGAGGAGGUCACAAUGAAACAAAUUUGCAAGGAGGUCUAUGAAAACUAUCCUAGUUAUGAUUUAUCUGACAGGAAAGACUUCAUUAAAAAAACAGUCAAAGAGUUGAUUUCAUGAUCUGAUUUGACUGUGGGAAAUGAAGAUUCCUGGUUUUAUGUUCCCAUGGAUUUGAAGAUCUGAUAGGCACCAGCAAAAGAAAUGUGUCUUACCCUUGUGGUAUUUAGUCAGAGAUGAUUCUGCUGAUCUAAUGUUGAGUGUUGUUGUAAAUUGCUUUGUGUAUCUUUUUUUUUAAAAAAACAAAACAAAACUGCAUUUGAUGCAGUUUUUAGCUGAACAUACUUAAGUUUCAUGCAUGGCAAUAAAUGUUCCAUUUUUUUAUAGUUUUUGUACAUUUUGAAUUGCUUUGUAUAACUAGAUUCAUUGGAACCACCAUAGCUUUUUACUAUGUGGAUUACUAGCUCGCAGGAGAUCUUAAAAUCAAGUAAGAUGAAAGCUGCUUAUCUGCACAUAUACAUGCAGAGACUGGAAUAUUGCAGUAUUGGUUAUAAAGAUAUUUUGAAUACAUAUCCAUUCUGAAAAUAACAAAAGUUAGUCACAUGUUAAUGUCUUAUAUUCUGAUACAUUCUACAGAUGCAGAAUUAUUCUAAAUCUAGAUUACUGUCUUGCAUGUGUAGGCACUGAGAGAACUGGCAAAGCAUGGUAACGAAUUGGCAUAUAGAUGUUAUUUUUGUACUUUUAAAAGGCUUUCUGUUGUGUAUAUAAAGUUAUUUCAGAUUUUUUUUUGUGCAAAUCAGUUUUUUAAUCUUGUUAUCUUAGGAUUUAUGACAUGAAAUGUCAGUGUUCAGCAGUGAGGCUGUGAUGAAAUUGGUAUGCAGAAGCUUCAUGAAAUUACAAAUGAGUUGAGGUUUUUACAAUGUUUGUCCCAUCUUUCCUUGUACAGAAACUAAACUGUAGUUUUAUACUUCAGCUUUUCAGCGUUUAACUUUGUACAAGAGACUAUAGGCACAUUCGUUUCAAUGGCUUGGCAUAGUAAAUAAAAUCCCUCCAAGGCUAGAGAAAUUUCUAAAGUUCACUUUGCAAACAAUCUUGAUGGCCUAGCAUCUCAGAAGUGGGUAUCCAAGAUGUACAGCUGGGAGGCUCGAUAGCUUUGGAAGCCCGCAGUGGGGCUUUCGAAUUGGGCAGCGCUGAUGUGUGCGGUUCAUCUCUCUUCUGUAUGGGAAAAGCUCUUCUGAACCUGACCCUUGGUGCCUCAAUGUGGACAAUGGUACUUUUAAGCCUGCAGUCUUGAACUUUGUCCCAUAGCUUUUCGGAUCAAAGUGAACUCUUUGCAUACAUUUUUGUUGUUUAGGUUUCUGUUCUCCAUACGCCUUGUUGCUACUAUGAGAAGUCCUACUCAUAAAAUCAUGAAGCUAAUAGUUGCCAAAGUGUGGGCUGCCAUUAAUGCUGUGAGCACAGAAUCCCUCUGACUAGUAUUGCUGGAAAGACAAAGUGUAUUUUUUUGAAUUUUAUUAUUGUACAGUUGAGAAAUAAGAGUUCAUAAAUGAUCUAAAUUCUGAAAAUGUUCAGCCAGUUAGACUAUUAAUCUUCACACACUUUUUGAAUUUCUUUUGUGUGUAAUCAUUUAUAAUAAGGCUGAAUGUAAUGGGGUUUUUUGUAUUCAAUAAAUGUCUUUCACAAAAAUGUAAAUCAAUUUUGAUGAUUUAACAUUUGCUUAAAUGUAUAGUAAAGAAAAAAAACUAUACAGAAACAGGUUGUUGUCUUUAUCUCAUCUGGUAGAAAGUAUUCAAGCCUGAUUCAGCAGGCUACUUUAAAGAUACUGUUGUGGAAAUGUGUGUCCUUGCACCAGGAUAUGAUUUUAUAUCUUCUGUGAAGUGGAUUUAGUUUUGUUUUCCUUUUUUUUCCUCUGAACUAUUUUAGCAUAAAGAACACUUUUUAAUUUGCAAUUAAAAACAUCAGAAGUUUCUAAGUCCUGUUCUAAAGCGGUAAGUUACUUGUGUCAAGUUUUGUUGGGUUUUCAGAUGGAUUUUCUACAAAUACUUGAACUGCCUUGUGAUUUUUAUGUAAAUACACAAGUUAAUUAUGUGGGUCAGGAAGUGUUUUUAAGAUGAGUGAUUCCCAAGUAUAAACACUUCUUAGAGUAUAAAUUAUAACGAAAACUUACAAAAGAUAGUGUACUUCUGUUUAUUGUAUAUAUGCAUUACUUGCCACUUUGGAAUUGUGCAGAUGGAAUGGAAAUGAACUUUGAAUCCCUCAAAUACUUUGUUUAAAUCUUUUAACUACAAAUAAGUGUAGUUCUCAACAGAAAAGAAAUGUCUGAGCUGUUUCCUUGCUAAUCCAUACCAGUCUGGCUGCAACUGAUAACAAGAUUCCAGCUCUUUCUACAACUGAGGGAAACGCUGCAAGACAAUACUAAAAGCAUGCAAAUCCCACACAAUUCUACCAAAAUCAGCCUGGAUAACCAUUGUAUGAAGGCUUAAUCAACUACAGCUGUGUCUUACUCUUGAGGGACUUGUGACAAGAAAGCAGAAGCAUCCUGGCUGCCUCUUACAUGACAUCUGGUAUCAACAGAUAAACUAUUCCAUUCAGGUAGCACAUGAGAGACUAAAGCUCAAGCAAUCAAGACAAUGGUUAGCCAAGUAUGGCAAGUUUCAUGGAUGUUCUGAUGCACAUCUGGAAGCUAUCUUGUCAUUGAAAAUCCUGAUGCAUUGUGGACAGAUGACUGAAAUUCACAACUGCUACAAACCACUGAGACAGACAUGAAAAUCGCUCCUCUAGACUAGAAUGGCACCAAAGACCUGUUUGCUACCUCGACAUUCUCAUGAGAUCAAAAUAGCAGGUAUGUGGACUUACAUUGCACUUCAUUCUGGUAACUGUAAAGCCAUUACCAAAAGCAUGUUUUCUAGGAAAAGUUGGGCUUUCAGAUGCUGAAGUUUCUUCCCAAGAUCCUUAAUUCUAAUAUCUGAACCAUCAGUAAAACCUGAGAGAUCACCCAUGAACAUUAACUCAAGCAUUCUUUGGGAUCUAACUGCUCUAAGUAAUUUAACUAAGGCAUUACUGUUUAUAGAGUGGAAAACAAAUAAUAUUACUAAGUGAUAGUCUUCUGCUUGCCCCGAAUUUCUCUGCUUUUCCUAUUUGUUUUUAUCUGGGUGAUGAGGUGGGGGAAGACAAAAAGGUAGAAAUUUGUAUCUAAGACUUUUUUUAUUUUAUUUUAUUUUUUUACAGUCAGAACGUAGGGCCCUUGAUAGACCAUUUUGCCUGUACCUCCAUCCCAAGACAACUCAGGAAGGGUUCUGUCUUAUUAGAAGAGCAAGGUAUUGAUUUGGUUUGGAGGUGGGGUGGUGGUGUCAUUUUGGUUGCUUUUUACAUAGAAGCAGGGGGAAUCACAAUCAAAUUCAUCUAGCUUAAAGCUUUUAUGAUGUAUUGGAAGUGGUGAUGACCAAAAAAAAAUAGUUUGGAAAAAGUGACAGCUAAGAAAGAAGUGUAUUUGUGUUACCUACCUAAAGUAUUGAUUUUAAUUAAUUUUCCUUUCUAAAAGUACUUUAAAGGAUUCUAGUUCAUUUCUGUUAUGCAUUAUCAUUUUCCUUCAGACUGAUCUAAGAUAAUUCGAUUCCCAUUCUUCACACAAAAGACCAAACGUUUCCUCAAAGGAAGCAUAUUCCCUCAAACUGACACAAAAAGAAAUAGUUUAAAACGUCAAAGGUUUUCCUAUAUGUUAUAAAAUAAAACAACCAAAAGCUUUACUGCU
Molecule: messenger RNA, 4984 nt
Organism: Chroicocephalus ridibundus (black-headed gull)
Lineage: Eukaryota; Metazoa; Chordata; Aves; Charadriiformes; Laridae
Gene: DEK
Product: DEK proto-oncogene
Exons: 12
Coding region: 247-1356 (369 amino acids)
Biological process (GO): chromatin organization; regulation of double-strand break repair
Cellular component (GO): nucleus
Molecular function (GO): DNA binding; histone binding
Source: RefSeq, a predicted model, not a curated record